AUGGCGCUGAUAUGCUCAAUAUGCAACGAAGUCCCGGAGGAACCAGUGUUAUCGCUAAAAUCGAAUUGUAUAUUUGAGAAACGAUUGAUCGUCAAGUAUAUCAAGGAAAACGGCAAAGAUCCCGUAUCUGGCGAUGAUAUUGAAGAAGCUGAUUUAGUCAACAUUAAUUCCACACCAGUAUCAAAGCCUCGGCCACCUUCUGCAACCAGCAUACCUGCGCUAUUGAAAUCGUUACAAGAUGAAUGGGAUGCCUGUAUGCUUCAUAGUUAUACCUUAAGGCAGCAAUUGCAGACUACCCGACAAGAGUUGUCGCAUGCUUUAUAUCAGCAUGAUGCAGCAUGUCGUGUCAUCGCUCGUUUAACUAAAGAACUUACAGCUGCUAGAGAAGCUUUAGCAACAUUGAAACCUCAAGCUGGCGUUUCGGCUCCUGCUGCUGGCGCUCAGCCUGUGGAACAAAUGGAAGUUGAAGAUGCAACGCAGGAAAUUGGUCUUACGAAGGCAAUAAUACAAAAGCUACAAGAUACGUCAGUUGCUUUGACUUCGGAACGUAAAAAGAGAGGUAAAACUAUACCUGAAGGUUUAGCUAAGACAAGCGACAUCAGCAAAUACGCAGAAAUAGCCUCACUUCCUGGUUUGCAUAGUGCUAGUGCUAAAGGAAUUUUGACCAUUGAUUUGCAAGGCGGCAAUCCUUCUAGAAUAGUAACAGGUGGAGUAGAUAAAAACGUCGUCGUAUUUGAUCGUACAGAAGAUAAGAUUAUUGCGACGCUAAAGGGUCACUCCAAGAAAGUUAACAAAGUCAUAUAUCAUCCGAAUGAGGAUAUUGUUUUUAGUGGUUCUCAGGAUUCUACCGUACGUGUUUGGUCAGUACCGGAAUCGUCGUCCCGACAUAUGAUAAAGGUCCAUGAGAAAGCAAUCACUGGCGUCAGUUUGCAUGCUACAGGCGAAUACCUACUUACUAGCUCUGCGGAUCAGUUAUGGGCUUUCUCUGAUCUUCAGUCUGGAAGAGUUAUCACAAAGUCUGACCCUGGUGACAAACAAGAUGAAUUCACAUGUGCCGAAUUUCAUCCUGACGGUCUUAUCUUCGGUACUGGUACAUCAGAUGGGAUCAUUAAGAUUUGGGACCUUAAAGAGAGAACCAAUGUUGCAAAUUUUAGCGGACAUUCCGCAUCAAUUACUGAUAUAUCAUUCUCUGAAAAUGGAUACUAUUUAGCAACAGCCGCCGAAGAUAGCACGGUAAAACUAUGGGAUCUGCGAAAGUUGAAGAACUUUAAAUCAAUUACUUUGGAUGACAGUGUGGUUAAAUCCGUAUCUUUUGAUCAAAGUGGUACUUAUAUGGUAAUCGGUGGAUCUGAUAUACGGGUAUAUUUAUCCAAGCAAUGGCAGCUUUUGAACACCUUAUCAGGUCACAGCGCUGAUGUUACUGGAGUAAAAUUCGGUUCUAAUGCUUCCUGCAUCGCGUCUUGCAGUAUGGAUCGUACUGUCAAAUUCUUUGGUCUGUAAUACGGAAUCUUGGAUAUUGACCUUUAGCGGGUCUUUACUCGCGUAGAUUUACUUAAAUUCUUGAUAGCCUGUUCUAUGCACUUUCAAGAAGUUCACUACCCUAAUUAUUAUUUCCUGUAGAAUCUACAAAGUUCAAAAAUCAUCUGUAUAUUAAUUAUAGUACCUGAUAAGAAUGUCAGUAAGACUAUCGGUUCAUUCGAAAUGUAGAACAUGUUUUUGACUUCUUUAUGUACUAAACUAUACGAACCGUUGUUCGUUGUCUGUUAAAAAUUAUCUACUCUGAAUGUAAAUUAAAAUGCGUGAAUCUUGUAACGGUGAUGGACACCGUGAAAAGUAAGGUAGCACGAUGAACUCGUACUUUACCAACUAUUUGCAACUGAAAAUAACUGUAUUGCUGUUUGAUAAGUUUGAAAAUGUAUAGCGAAACCCUUUUUUAAGCAAUGUUUUCAUACUGUUGCUUUAUAUCUUGCUGCAGAGCUAACAAUUAUAAUUAUGAUGGUACGUCGACUAGUUAAUAAAGCGAAAA
Messenger RNA from Trichoplax adhaerens, 2026 nucleotides. RefSeq lists its product as uncharacterized. Gene Ontology annotation, biological process: DNA repair; mRNA splicing, via spliceosome; protein ubiquitination. Lineage: Eukaryota; Metazoa; Placozoa; Uniplacotomia; Trichoplacea; Trichoplacidae. The transcript has 22 exons. Bases 1 to 1500 code for a protein of 499 amino acids. Gene Ontology annotation, molecular function: ubiquitin protein ligase activity; protein binding. The record is from RefSeq and is a predicted model, not a curated record. Gene Ontology annotation, cellular component: U2-type catalytic step 1 spliceosome; Prp19 complex; cytoplasm.